GACCGGACCGCAAAUCGGACAACAAUGCUGUAAAUGCUCUUCCAUCAGAUUUAAAGCGUGAAAAAAAAAAAUCCCUACAGUGAUGGAUGUGAGAGAUGGAACAGCUGCGUGGGAAGCACUGGCCAGCCGGGACUCGUGUUCCCGAGAUGCAGCCAUGGAGCACAUCGAGCAGGAGGUGAAGAGGAAGGUGGAAAGCAUAGGGCCAAUCAUGAAGUCAUCAUCAUCAUCAUCAUCGUCGUCAUCAUCAUCAUCAUCGACAUCAUCGUCGUCGUCAUCAUCUGAAGAUCUUAACUGCAUCCUGGCACGCAUUCUCAUGCUCUCCAAGAGGUGUCCUUACGAAGACGUCAAGGAAAAAUGCGUCUGGCUGCUCCGCAGGGUUCAGGAUAUGGGAGUACGAAUCCCCAGGCCACUGGGAAACGGACCAAGCAGAUUCAUCCCUGAGAAAGAGAUCCUUCAAGUCAGCAAAGUGGACACCAGGACGCAGUCGAUCUUCGAGGACGCCUUUUCGCUCGGCCGCCUCGACAACAUCUGCCUGGUGAUGGGCUUCCACCCUCAGUAUCUAGACUGCUUCCUGAGGACACAGCAUUACCUGCUCCAGAUGGACGGCCCCUUGUCCCGCCACUACAGGCACUACAUUGGCAUAAUGGCUGCUGCCAGGCACCAGUGUUCCUACUUGGUCAACCUGCACGUGAACGAUUUCCUACAGGUCGGCGGGGACCCGAAGUGGCUAAAUGGGCUAGAUGGAGCCCCGCAGAAGCUUCGAGCCCUGGGAGAACUCAACAAGAUCCUGGCUCACCGGCCGUGGCUGCUCACCAAGACGCACAUCGAGAACCUCCUGAAAGCCGAGGAGCACAGCUGGUCCUUAGCCGAGCUCAUUCACGCUGUCGUCCUGCUCACACACUACCAUUCUUUGGCCUCGUUCACCUUCGGUUGCGGGAUCACGCCAGACAUUCACGCCGAAGGAGGACACACUUUCAGACCCCCCUCGCUCAGUGGGUACUGCAUGUGCGACAUUGCUAAUGGCAACGGUGCCCUGGAGGAUAUGGUGGCGAACCAGCAGGAGUUGGAAGAAUUGGGUGAAGUUGAAGUCCUGAUGGAAAGGAUGAAGCAGCUGCAGGAGUGCCGUGACGAAGAAGAGGCCAGUCAGGAGGAGAUGGCCACACGCUUUGAGCGGGAGAAGACCGAGAGCAUGCUCGUUGCCACCACGGAAGACGAGGAGUGUGUGCCGUCCAGGGACGUCUCGAGGCACUUCGAAGACACCAGUUACGGCUACCAAGACUUCUCUAGGAGAGGGGAACACGUCCCGACCUUUAGAGUGCAGGACUACAGCUGGGAGGACCACGGCUUUUCCUUGGUAAACCGGCUGUACCCGGACGUUGGCCAGCUGCUCGACGAGAAAUUCCAGAUUGCGUACAAUCUCACCUAUAACACGAUGGCCACACACCAGGGUGUGGACACCUCCAUGCUCCGCCGCGCCAUCUGGAACUACAUCCACUGCAUGUUCGGGAUCAGAUAUGACGAUUACGAUUAUGGCGAGAUCAACGAACUGCUAGACCGCAGCUUUAAAGUCUACAUCAAGACUAUGGUGUGUAGCCCGGAGAAGACCACCAAGAGGAUGUAUGAGAGUUUCUGGAGGCAGUUUCAGCACUCUGAGAAGGUCCAUGUAAAUUUGCUUCUUAUGGAAGCGCGUAUGCAGGCAGAACUGCUCUACGCUCUAAGAGCCAUCACUCGCUAUAUGACAUGAAGUGCUAUUACCGUUUCUCUUUGUAAUUUCACUGUCGUUGUUGUUGUUGCUUUCGUGGGACACGUCAAUAAAAGUAAAAACGACAAAAAAAAAAAUUUAAAUAACAGCCAGAAGUGGAGGAUGACGCCGACCAGAGGGAAGGAGAGUCAUCCGUCUGACCCCACUCGCUGACUGAAAUGUGUGGCCUAUAGUGCCGAAGCCCACCAGCAGAUGGCGACAUUUUUUUGCAAACUCGUGUAAUAGCCUGAGACUGCGAGCUUCAGGAGGCUAGAACCCUCCAUAUAGUGUUUCAAAUGCAUCUAGAUGAAGAUGCUCCUUUAAAACCAAUCACCACAACUCCAGUAUCGGUGCACGCAGUGUUGCACUACCACGCCUUUGUUCUAGUUGUUGUUAUUGUUGUUUUUCAUAUCAUUAUCUUGUAGUGCAAGUGACUGGAGAGAAGAGCAUUUAAGUUAAGCAUUAAUUGAAGCUGCGUAAAUGUAAACGUGUGCCUAGUCACGUGCAGCACUGAGCGCAGAGGUGCUGUGGGGUUAAUGCUGCUUUUUCUCAAAACACCAGAACCAUCGAUUUCAUAAGCUAAUGUGUGGGAUGUGUGAGACUAAGAGAGGAAUGAAACGUGAAUGUGAGAUGUGUGUGUGAGGGAGAGAGAGAUUUAAAAGAAAGCUGUCUGAUCUGAGCCCUUGUAUUUGGUUUACUGUAAGUUACCACUCUGUCUCUACUUACCAAUGUGUGUUUUAUAUAUAUAAAACAUAUAAAUGUAAAUCUUAUCAAAGCCUUUUUUUUUUUGGUAUUUCAGGCAUAAAUAUUAAAGCACUUUCUUUCUGAAAUAGCAACAAUAUGCUUUCAGCUGUAAUGUAGCCUUUUUUUUUUUUUGCAUUAAUGACCAUUUCCUGAGUGACAAACUGAGCAAGUGAUUUUUUUUUUUCAAUAUAAAACCAGUCUUCCUGAUGAUGUGAUGAUGCGACGAUGUGCUUCCUGUCAUCCCGAUCCCCUUUCCUCACCCCUUUGCCUGUCUUCCCUUUACCGCACGGUCAUCUUAACUCUCGGGAAAAAAAAGCUAUUGUUUUAAGUUGUAUUGUUUUUAGGAUUGUUAUUCGUAGGCUAUAAUAUAAAUACCUCCUGUUAUAUAUAUAUAUAUAUAUAUAUAUAUAUAUAUAUAAAAUCCUUAGGUAUGUAAGUGUUCUUACAUACUUGAGCAGGAUCGUACGGUCGUUUGUGUUGCCAUGCGCAGGCUCUCUGAUGAUCAGGAUGAUAUAUACACUGCUUGUUUUUCAAGGAGUAUGACUAAGCAGCUUUUUUUUUUUUUAAAAUGUUGUGUGCGUGUUUGAAGAAGUAUAGAUUGUGUUUACUAAAAAAAAAAAAAAAAACAUGUACUGCAUUCAGAGGGUGGGUGUAGACAAGUGGUGAAAAAGACAGAAAGUGAGGGUACUUCUUUUUUUUGGAAAUGUAUGCUAAGAAGCAAUGAGUUUUCUUAAAAAAGAAAAAAUCUUUUGAAAACUGAUUUCAGUUGUGGACACUUUUAUAAGAAAAUGUUUAAUAAAGGAAAUAAAACAUUUUAAUGUCUUUGUAUGACCUGAAUUUCAAGAAUUAUUCCUCUUUUUUACUCUGAAAAACAAUCCUGCAGAACUUGGGCAUAGAGAUUUAAAAACAACUUAAAAAACUCCAUGGUGACAAUUUUAUUGUAAAAAUACCUUGAGACAAAAAAAAAAAACAAUAUGGAACGUAUAAGUAUGCAUAACCUAUCUUUCCCCACUUCUCCAACCUGUGGUAAUAAAGAUAAUUAUUAGUAGGAAACAUCUUGGAAAUGUUUGAUUGAAGCAACGUUCUGCUAGUUAAAUAUGCCAUUGCACUAAUACACACACACACACACACAGUGUUCUCCCUUUGAUUUGGAUAGCAGGUGACUAACGUUUUAAUCAGAAUGUGGCAUCAUUUUAUGCUUUUGAUAUCUAUUAUUACUGAAUAUGUCUUUUCUCACUGGUAGAUAUUUUAAAGGUUUAGUGAUAAUCUGAGAUGUACAGAUGGUACCAAUGUAAGUGUUACCGUUCUGUGUAAAGGAGAACCAGUGUGCUAUUUUGUAUCAUGUUGCUGUAUGUGUUUAACACGAGCUCUUAAUUCUGUUCUUGUGGUCCCUUUAAUAAAAAGCUUCAGAUCA
Messenger RNA from Clarias gariepinus (North African catfish), 3899 nucleotides. RefSeq names its product sestrin 1 (gene sesn1). NCBI's taxonomy places the organism in Eukaryota, Metazoa, Chordata, Actinopteri, Siluriformes, Clariidae. Gene Ontology annotation, biological process: cellular response to leucine starvation; negative regulation of TORC1 signaling; cellular response to L-leucine. Bases 83 to 1744 code for a protein of 553 amino acids. The transcript is spliced from 11 exons. Gene Ontology annotation, cellular component: nucleus. Gene Ontology annotation, molecular function: oxidoreductase activity, acting on peroxide as acceptor; L-leucine binding. The record is from RefSeq and is a predicted model, not a curated record.